AUGCAUUGUAUAGAGGCAUUUGGACUGGAUAGUGGUGCAAGAUAUAGAGGAAAUCAGCUUUCAAGUGGAGGAUCGUUCACAAUUGAUAUGGUAAUUGAUACUGUGGAUCAACAGCAAGAAACUAUAUGUGGUACCUUUGAAAUCCACAACAUCAGUGACAAGUACGAGCUGCUUACGACAUACUUUGAAGGCGAAAUGGUUGGUAAUAUUUAUCCAUUCACUGCAGAACAGCCAUCUGCAACGAAUCCAGACAUCAUCCACUGGAAGUUGUUUCCUGAGUGGAAGAUGGAAUAUGUAAAUGCAGACAGUACAUAUGACAUAAAAGACAGUGACUUUGUAUACAUAAAGAUCAAGGAGCUGUUUAUACUACCAGAUCCUAAGAGCAGAAGCAUCCCUGGUGCAUCUAUAGAUGGACACUACUAUUGCUGCUAUUACAGAAACCUAGACUGUUUUGCAGGCCACUACUAUUACAGAAAUACAUCGAAUUUUGUUUCUCAACAGGUGCUGUUUGACAGAGUGUUUUCAAGGGUGUCGCAAGGAUGGGAGUUUGCAGAGUAA
Messenger RNA from Ordospora colligata OC4, 558 nucleotides. Its product is annotated as vacuolar import and degradation protein. Gene Ontology annotation, cellular component: extrinsic component of membrane; GID complex. NCBI's taxonomy places the organism in Eukaryota, Fungi, Microsporidia, Ordosporidae. The record is from RefSeq and is a predicted model, not a curated record. Gene Ontology annotation, biological process: proteasome-mediated ubiquitin-dependent protein catabolic process; protein targeting to vacuole; protein catabolic process in the vacuole. The coding region runs from base 1 to 558 and encodes 185 amino acids. The transcript has a single exon.